UUUUUGGCUCUCGAGAGGUUACGGAGAGAUGAACAAUAGAACCAGUUUUGCUAUUCUUUAUCUUGCAUUUUGCCGUUAUGCUGCAAGUGCAAAACUGCGACGGGGUCAAGGGUUCUUGCACUAGUGGGGUGGCGCGCUGGGCGAAGUUCGUUCAUCCCAAACAGCUCACGCAGUCACUGCAAUAUACAUGAACGUCUGGCCAAUAAAGCCCGCAAGGCUUAUUUGUGCUUCUUUUCAAUACCGAACCGUUAAUUGUCUAUUUCGUUUCGUUAAAUAUUAAUAGCCGCUUUUAUUGAUUAUUAGUUCUGUCGCAUCGAAGCAUUAUAAUUCGUUGACGAAGCUGACGACUCUUAUUCUGAGAAAGUUGUAAAAAAAGCUCGACGAAAUACCAAGGCAUUGUCGAAGGAAUAACCGUGGAAUCGCGUCGUCGUGCAAGGGGCGAGAAAGAAAUCUUUAGGCGCGCAGAGCAUCGGUGUGCUGCUGCGCUACGAACACAUACGCAACGAGUGUAGUGAUGGUACGGGCGUAUAUAAAUGCAUCGCGCACGCGCGCACAAACUGCAUCAUCGUAGUUCGGAGAGACAAACAAACACAACGAUAUUCCGUAGCGUUGGCUUUCCUCGGGGGGCGCGCGCAGAUACCAGGAACUCAUGAAGCGCACACAUGUGCGCAUGACUACGUGUAUAUGUAUGUAUGUCGCUGUCCAUGAAACAUCGCAUACGCACACACGCACGUGAGGAUAGUCAGCAGUGGCGACAGUGACAGUGUACACACGACAGCCUCGUAGCACGCGCGCGAUUUACAAGAGAAAGGAACGCAAAAGUCACGCUCUAAAAAAACGUCAAAUAAAACGUUGGCGCGAUAAUGUAGAACGCUCGAAACAAGUAGUCAAGCAUAUAAAGCGCAAUAACCAAGGGUAAUCACGACACAACUACAUCACGACGGGCAAGAAAAGGCACUCGAGGAUGUCGAGGAGUAACUCCUCGUCACCACCGCCCUCGCCCAUCCUCGAUUCGUAUCACCAUCAUUUGCCCUCGACCUCGUCUUCGGCCACGAAGAAGAGCGAUAAGCAGGAGAGAAAACGAGACAAAUGCACGAGCAACCAACUUGCUCGUCGCUCGCACAACGAUGCGGAAUCACCUAGUGCUAUAUCUGGAUCCCCACCAUCUAUCAGUCCAAUAUCUUCAAUUGUUUUACAACGAGAGGGGGUGAUAAGUCAACCACUUAGCACACCAGCCUCACCAUUAUCAUCGGUGUCCUCACCCAUAACUCAAACAUUUAAUUUACUGUCUCUGGAAGACUGUACUCAAGAUCCUAACUGGCAGGCUACAAAGCCCACAAUUAGGGAACGUAAUGCAGCAAUGUUUAAUAAUCCUCUCAUGGCUGAUAUUCAGUUUAUUGUUGGAAGUCCAGGACAUACACAAACUAUACCUGCUCACAAGUAUGUCCUAGCUACAGGCAGUUCUGUGUUUUAUGCCAUGUUUUAUGGAGGUUUAGCAGAAAAUAAGAAAGAAAUAGAGGUACCAGAUGUAGAACCAGCUGCAUUUUUGGCCUUGUUAAGGUACAUGUACUGCGAUGACGUGAAGCUCGAAGCUGACACGGUGCUGGCGACUCUUUACGUAGCGAAGAAAUACAUCGUGCCGCACUUAGCUCGUGCCUGCGUUACUUUUUUAGAGACAAGCCUGAAUGCCAAAAAUGCAUGUCUACUGUUGAGUCAAUCGAGACUGUUCGAAGAACCCGACCUGAUGCAACGCUGCUGGGAAGUUAUUGACGCCCAAGCGGAAAUGGCUCUACGAUCGGAAGGCUUCGUCGAAAUCGACAUCCAUACACUUGAAUCGGUGCUAUCUCGCGAGACUCUCAAUUGCAAAGAGAUUCAUUUGUGGAACGCUGCUCUGCGGUGGGCGCAAGCGGAAUGUCUCCGGCAAGAUCUGGAGCCAAGUCCUUGUAAUCAAAGGAGAUUACUAGGAUCUGCUUUGAAUUUGAUUCGUCUUCCUGCUAUGAGCUUAGAAGAGUUUGCCAACAGUGUGGCUCAAACCGGAAUUCUUACGCAGCCAGAAACUAUCGAUAUUUUUCUUUACUUUGUUGCCAGCACAAAGCCUCAGCUCUGUUUCCCUGUCAAAUCUCGACAAGGGUUAAAGACUCAGGUAUGUCAUAGAUUUCAAUCGUGCGCCUAUCGGUCAAAUCAAUGGCGCUACCGUGGUCGCUGCGACUCCAUCCAGUUCAGUGUGGAUAAGCGAAUCUUCGUUGUAGGAUUUGGUCUUUAUGGCAGUUCGUCCGGCGCGGCUGAUUAUAACGUGCGAAUCGAGCUGAAGAGACUCGGACGAGUAUUGUCUGAGAAUAAUACUAAAUUCUUCUCCGACGGCUCAAGUAAUACGUUUCACGUCUACUUUGAAAAUCCCAUACAGAUCGAACCGGAAAACUUUUAUACCGCAAGCGCGAUUCUCGAUGGAGGUGAAUUGAGCUAUUUUGGUCAAGAAGGCAUGUCCGAGGCCACUGUCGGCAGCGUCACCUUUCAAUUUCAAUGCAGCUCUGAAAGUACCAACGGCACCGGAGUUCAAGGUGGACAGAUACCCGAGCUCAUAUUUUACGGGCCGCCUUCUGAUGAAUGACGCAGCUUCGUCAGCGAACUCGUGGCUUGAGUUCGAUAAUAGUCUCUUCUUUUUUCCACGCGCGUCGAUCAGAAAUUUUUAAAUUCUAUUUUUCAAGUGAUUUAUGCGCGUUGAAGAUACCACAUCGAAUUAUAUCCUGGGCAGGUGAGACAGGUUCAAGUUCAGAUUAUUGUGUCAUUGCCCAAAUCAACAUCUGCACUUUGAUCGAACUCGAGUGACAUUUCCUCAGCAAUCUUAUAGAGCAGGGAUUUUACAUGUUACUUAAGAAUUUCAAUAAUUUUUUAGAUCUUUCGAAAAUUUCACGACGUUGUAAGCGACACAUAUACUAAUGCAAUAAUUACUUGAAUUUCACUGAAUAUUACAAGGCCAUUUAGCCUAUAAUAACAGUUGUUAUUCUACUAGCUGUAAUUUCAACCUACGCGAUGAUCUUAUGAGUUUAUGACGAUACGCAUUCAGAUGUUAUGUUUAUUUGUAUUUUUUUCUCGUAUAUAAAUUACUUUAUAACAAAGUUAUAACGUACGCAAUGCAAUCAAUAAAAUAAAAAUUACUGAUUUAGAUAUUAAAAAACGUUAAAAAUAUAUUACUCAGAAAAUCAAUUUUAUACGUUUAAUUUUAUAAGAUAUUUCUGAGAGUACGACUUACUUUUCAAUUUUUAUAUUAUUUUUUUCUUAGAAAUGUAACAUUUAACUGUUAUAUAUACAACUUGCUGUGCUUUUUUACAUGUAUAUAAUAUUCUAAUAGCAGUUCCAACACUAUGUAAGGCAUGAAGUUAAAUUUUCAUAGGUUCACGUUAGAAUUGUACUUUAAAAUUUAUUAUUAGUAUUACUUGUAUUACUAUCAUAUUACUCUGUACUUAACGAAAAAUCAUAAAAAAAAUAAUUUUUAACUUUAUCAAAUUUUACUGGCCAAUCAGUAAGUAGGGUGAGUCAUCAUUAAUGCGUUAAAUAAGUAUUAUAAACAUUAUCAAAUUCAGGUUUUAUAAUGAGUUAAGCUGUUUAUAAGUUACAAAUUUUCUUUUGUUUAACUUGGACAUGACUUUACUACUUAAAAGUUUUGUGCCAAAAAUGUAAAUGUGAAAACUAAUAGAUCGACGAUUUUUUACGUUAUUAUGUAUUUUUUAUUAUAUAAAUUUGAAUAUAUUUAACCUUUUAUUUGUAAUAGUAUUAUUUUUUAGAUUUUAUUCACAAGCGUAAAAUUUAUUAAUAUUGAUAAUAUUGUAAUCGUUUAUUACUUUGAAAACUGCCUACUUUUGAAAAACUUUCGAUAUUUUUUAGAAAAGAAUAUUUUUUCCGAAAAUUUUGAAAUGAAAAGUUGGAGUAGAGAUCUAUAUACACGUUUAAAAUGUAUAUUAUACAAAAAGUGCUUUUAGAUGUAUAAAAGUUAUCUGCAAGUGCGAAAAGUAUAUCAAGAGCAAUUAUAUUAUUUGAAAAUGCUCAAUAAUGUCUUCAUUUUUUUCACCCAACACUACAAUUACUUAUAAGCAAAAUAAAUAUACUGUAAGUAAUACAUUGAAUGAUUAUUAACUCACCUAUUGGGUCAAUUAACUUACCCAUGGAAGGAAUUUUUAUGUUCAAUGCCUCAAUAAACUUCAAGUAUGUUCUUCCCAAUUCAUGAACACAGAUUUGUAGUACAUCGCUGAUGUCAAUGAGCAUAUCUAUUCAUAGUACGAAAAUAUUUAUUAUCACACAUUAUUGAAGAAUUACUUUCAACAACUAUUGGUAAAAUGUACUUACGAGGCGUUUGUUCGGUCCUACAUGUCAUGUAUACACAAGCAGCAUGAUUGUGAGCUUGUUUACGUCCUCGAGUUAAGUGUAGGUUCAAAGCCAUCUUAUAGAACCCUACUGAGGUUUCAAUAAAUUGUGGU
This is a messenger RNA of Phymastichus coffea, 4472 nucleotides long. RefSeq names its product BTB/POZ domain-containing protein 6-B (gene lute). Gene Ontology annotation, cellular component: cytosol. Gene Ontology annotation, molecular function: protein binding. The transcript has 7 exons. The record is from RefSeq and is a predicted model, not a curated record. NCBI's taxonomy places the organism in Eukaryota, Metazoa, Arthropoda, Insecta, Hymenoptera, Eulophidae. Gene Ontology annotation, biological process: neurogenesis. The coding region runs from base 965 to 2608 and encodes 547 amino acids.